GGCGGGCUAACUGAACACGCGUGCUCACUUGGCGCGCUCCGGCCGGCGGCAGCGGCUGGGCGUGCGCAAACUCCUCACUUGUAGAAGAAGAAGCGCGCGCGGCGUGCUCUGGUCUGGCGUUCCUAAGGUGAGCCUGCCUGGGACGACUGCUCCUUCAGAUCCUUUCUACUACCGAAGAAAAGGAACUUACUGUUGUUGAGGCCCAGAAAGUGGUUCCAGACGACCACCAACCCACGGCCAAUAGGCCCUGAUCCACGCGGGUUUCCCCUUGACCCGACCCCAGUGGAAUUUCAAUUCUUCAGAAGUAUCCUUGGGAGUUAAAGACAUCUGGCUGAGGUUACAUCAGGUGUAUGAGACGGCUCCACCACUCACUGCAUCAGAUCAAGCUAGGAGACUGGAACCUAGAGCCCAUGUCAUGAUCCUGACCACACCACUGCCAUCAAAGUUGACGGGAUUGCUGCCUGGGUACAUCACUCCCAAGCCACAUAGCUGAUUCAGAACUGACGGAGCCACCAGAGCCUGUUCCAGAGAGCACCAAGCCACAGUGGAACUGGACUGUAAAGCCUAACCCCAACAACGUCCUGAGACUCAAACUAAGGUCAGACCUCCCGAUGGCCUUGUUAGUACCCGCUCUGCUUCUGGUCCUAGUAACACCAGCCUGGGAUGCCUGUAACCCACACAAACCCCUAAACAUUACCUGGCAACUUUUAGGCCCCCGUGGAAACCUGGUCAAGCAAAUUUCUAGGGUUUCCCCACCAGGGGUAUGGUUCCCUGAUAUAGUAUUUGACCUUUGUGAGAUAGCAGGUCCUGAUUGGUUAGACAGCUCUGGAGCUCUCGGGUGUUCCAGAAAGAAAGAUGCUGCAGAAUGCCUCCAGAAGGCAAGCUUUUAUGUCUGCCCGGGGUGGGAUAGACUGAUGGCUUGGAAUUGUGGAGGCAAGGAGGAUUAUUUCUGUAAGAAGUGGGGCUGUGAGUCCACUGGGCAUAUGUGGUGGUUGCCGCCUGUUACAACAGACCUCAUCACCCUUCGGCGAGAGCAGGACAGUGUCCCUGCCAACCCUUGUAACCGGUACCCAUGUAACAUCCUCCACCCAGAGCCUAUCCCUCACCUCUGUAACCCAGUAAGAAUAGUUUUUACAGACCAAGGAAAGAAAGCAACAGGCUGGGAAAGAGGGAAAAUGUGGGGCAUCAGAGUGUAUGAGGGAUCCCACCCAGGAACCUUGUUUACUUUACGACUGGUUGCCACGGCUCCUACCGCAGGAGGGCAGAAUCCCCAAGAGAUAGGACCCAAUGAGAUACUGAAUCAGCCUGCACCACCCUUCCCCCCACCCAAGGAACUAGGUUGUCCCCAGUUCAUUGACAAUUUGAGACGUGCGAGAGAAUCAUUAGCCAAAGUUAGGGAGCGACUGGAAAAAAGAGAACAUGAACAAGCUCAAGCCAGGUUUGGAGACUCGUGGUUAGUGAUCUUAAUCUCUGUGUUGCUAGGGUACCUCCUGGUCUCAGUGAUUCUACUGGCUUUCAUCAGGAAAAGGAGCAGCACUGUACAGUUGUCAGAGCCACAGCCUCAGUCUAUCCCUGACCUAGUGAAAGAAACACCCCCUGAAUCUGGGACCCAAGCCAGUGAAAGAGACACUUUAUUCCUAAACCUAGAGCCAGGGAAAAGCACCCUAAUUCUGAAACUAGUGCCAAAAGAAAACACUUUGCUCCUAGAAUCAGAACCUGUAAAAGAAAUUUGCCCAGGCCCUAAAACUGGAGCCUAAAAGCCAAAAAGAACCAUAGAAAGAAACACGGUUUGACCCUGAAAUCAGAGCUGUCUCUACCCCUGACGCAAAACCAGCUAAUCCCUGAGCAAGGAAAACUGGCCAAUCUCUUGAGUGGUGAAGUUGUGAUCUCUAGUCUGGGGGUAACCUUUCUGAACCAUAGAAAUAGUGCAGUAGUAACCACAAGUCUGGAGUCCCGACUCCCCAGAGACUUUAAGCCUAAGGAAGUAGUAGCCCCUAGCCUAGAUACAUUCUUUGACCCUUUCUGGACCUUAGCCCAGAGGGGCAGCCAAUUCCAACACUGAAGACUUGGAAUUCCCCAAGCCUUCUCUUGGGUGUAAAACACCCUUCCCUCACGCCCAUGGUCUCUCCUCUGCUCUCUGCUGCUGCUGCUCCUUCAGGCGGACAGAGGGACCUCAGUUAACUCACAAAUAAAGAGUCUUAAUUGUUUUUGCA
Messenger RNA from Mesocricetus auratus (golden hamster), 2213 nucleotides. RefSeq names its product MLV-related proviral Env polyprotein. The transcript is spliced from 3 exons. Lineage: Eukaryota; Metazoa; Chordata; Mammalia; Rodentia; Cricetidae. The coding region runs from base 612 to 1757 and encodes 381 amino acids. The record is from RefSeq and is a predicted model, not a curated record.